AUACCAGAUAAUCGACUGACAGCCUCGAGCCAAGACCCGCAUUUUCCCGCGGCUUAUGGCCGAUUUUACCUCACGGGUUGGGCCCCAAAAUUUCGGUACAAGGAGUUUUUUCCAUAUUUUCAAGUAAACCUGGGUGCUAUGCAUCUUGUUUGUGGAUUUGAAAUCCAAGGCUGUGUCGCUAUGGGGCCACGCCCCGGCUGGGUAACAAGAUACAGGGUCCAGGUAUCACCUGAAAAGGACUAUUGGGACGACUGGAAUUUCAUAAAGGUGUGGUUUUUGCCUGACUUAUUUUCUUGAGUUUCCCUUUUCCUUUUUUUCACUUAAAGAUGCCUAAUUGUGGAGAUCGAGUUUGAAAAAGUAGAAAAGUAGAACUACUGACCUCCCGACUAUGAUAUUUCAACGUAUUUUUUGUUUUCGCCGCAGCCGGAAUUUUACGGAAGCACAUCAGCCAGGGCGAAGCCGGUCUACAGCGAAGCGAAAGAACGAAAACUUGGGCAAUAUGUCAGAAUAUAUCCAGUAGCGAGCAAGAAUAGGGUAUGCAUGAAGGUAGAAGUCUAUGGAUAUGCUUUUGGUAAGUAUUCCGUUUUAUUUUGUUUUUGAUGAUAGAAACGCGGUGUAUGAUCGUAUAAUGUUAGCUGCCAGGUUUUCCAAAUGUGACCCUCGACAGGAAACGUGUACUGAAGUGAACGCACAUGAAAAUGACACGUUAAACAACAGGCAUAGAGUGAAAUGAAGCGGCGGCCUCUGAGCAGUGGCGUGUCUGAUGGCACGAUUAAUUAAAAUUUUCCUUUUGUUUAUGCGGCUCGCUAGGAACAAAGGUGCGUGCCAAGAAGAACCGAAUACUAUGUUUGCCGAGUAUAGUGAAUCCCAGAGUUCCAAAUAGUACGGCCGUUCCAGACUUAAGAAACACCUAUUCUUGUUACAAAAAUAGCAAAAGAUGAAUGCAGAAUUGCAUUCCUAAUGAACUUCGAACAAAUCUCUUUUGCAGUACGAUUUAAAGGCAUAUGAGAACUACCUGUCAAGCGGUAAAAAUAAUUUACAAAAGAUGAUUUUUUUUUCGCUGAACUAACCAUUUUGCUGCGUAGGUUUUCGCCGUUCAUGACAAGAGAUUGAAAAUUAGUCGUAAUAUAUGUCAAAAGGAAAGGGGUUUUAUUUGAAAAAAGUUUGCGGAUGAAAACUUUGACUAAUGAGAGAGGAAAUGGGAGAGACCUGAUUUAUGCAUUUCGCGCUUGGGUCAUAAAUCUGAGCGGAAAAAACUCAGUUGGUAACUUGCAGAACAGAUAUUAAACUCGGCUAGUAAGAGGUAAAUAUUUCGUCCAAUUUUCUUCACACAAUAAGAUUUGCUGUGAUUUGUUUUUAGCCAAGGGUAUGGAUGUAUUUCUCCCUCUGUUCAAGCCUUAUGCCAUGACAUCAGAAGUGAACUACCGUAGAGAUUCCGUGAGCCGAGUGCACGAUGGGGGUUUAAAGGUAGAAGUGAAAAGCGGAAAAACAAUCGAAACUAAGCAGCUUGGAGAGGUAUUUUGAGAUUUUCUUUUUUUAAUAGGGGACAAGUAAUUUUUUUUAUCCCCGAACGGGGGUGGGGUAGGGAGGGGGUGAUUUUAAGGGGGGCGGCUUGGUUAUCAGGGAAUAAAUAAGGGACGGGGGAUCAUUAUGUUGCAUAGCCUUAAAAGGGGAUCAGCUGAAUUUUACUGUGACAAAACCUUAAUCUUCCUCCUCCGAUCUCUCUUCCCCCCUGCUCCUACAGGCGAUAAACAAUAAUGCAAUGAUUGGUCCCUCCUAAUGGUUGAAAUCUUUGCAGGCAACUCUCACUUUACCUAUCUCCUAUUCCUACGAACAGAAGUUCAAGUAAUCCGUGGUCAGAAAAUACAAAUAAAUGUAGACAACUCCUGCUAUUGAGGAAUUGCAGACACUUCAUACGUUCCCGGAAAAGCAUUUUCAUUGUUCUACUCUUAUUUAACCACAGAAAAAUUCUGCGGUUUUUCGAGUACUCAUGUUUUCCCUAAAACGUGUUCGUAAAACUAUUUCGUUAUCAAUUGGAGAUAUGCAUUUUAUGGCCACGUUAUGCAAAUAGCUAAUACGCGUUUCCUUCGAUGUCCUCUUUUCGUGCCCGAUUUUUUAAAUCAUGUACUGUUUGGAACUUUAAGACUUGCCCGGUGCCAAUGAGUAGGCAGAAAUUUUUUGUACGAGUAUGGUUGAGAUUGUUACUGAAACAUACCUAUUCAUUCCAGAUUAUUCCAGCCAUGGUGCCGUUAGAAGGAGAGCUGAGAGAUAACGCAUGCGUUCUCGUUGAGGUUGGACGUACUUACAAAUCAGGUCGCGUACAUGGGAUAUCAAGCGCCUCUGGAGAGCACUAUUUGAUAGAGAUCUUUGAUGAAGAUAAACCUCGAAAGUUCACAGUCAAACAAAUUUUUCCUUUUUUUAAUGCUUUGUGUAGUAAGUAUUUUUGUUUUUCAAUUCAUUGCCAUGUGUUACGAUCCUAUUAGGGACCGUUCUUUUUCUUACGGGGUAAGAGAGGUCAAUGGGGGGGAGGGGGGUCUCGGGGAAAAAAUGGCUUCAAAGAGAGUGGGAGGCAUCGAAAAAAAUGGAGAAAGGAGGUUACGCGAAAUAUUUUAGUAAUUGCAGAGUAUAUAUGGUUCUUAUUAUUUAAAUAAAAAUACAAACAAGAAAAGAAACAAAAGGUUUCUAAACCAGACAUGGUUUGAUGCUACUCUGGUUUAAAGAUUAAAUGAAUGUAACCGAAAAGUUACAAUUCAUGGACCCAACGUUUCGACACUCCUGUCUAGUGCCUUCAUUAGGGGUGAUCUAAACGUCGCAACAAGAGGUCCUUUUAUACGAUCAAUAAUUAGCUGCCUUUUUUUCUGACGAGGUGUAAAUAGGCGUCAGGAAGUAAGCCGCCAUCAUCACGAUUUAAAGGAGCGUGUGCGGAUUAAUAUGCCAGGCUUCCAAACAAAGGCGCUGGUGGUAACACCGAUCAAUGAUGAUAAUUUUGGACUUAUCCCUCCCAAUUUUAUGGUUGGUUAGGCAUGUGUGCUCCAAUAAAGCUGAACUUUCUCUUUUGCAAAAGAUGUUGCAGAAUUCUCCACGGCGUUAGGGAAAAUAUCUGCGGAGUGCUGGUUCGACAAUCAAUAGGACAGUAUCUUUCCGAUUUUUUGCGUUUAUUUGCGAUCGCCACAAUAUCCGAACUUUCUAUAUUCAAUCGUUUCCAAAUCUUCUGUUACAAGAUAAUGAUUCUAAUUAUUUGCAACCCACAAUUCCUCCAAUCGCUCUAACGAAGGGCUAACGCUCGAAACGUCAGCUUUUUUACCCUUUAUGGUGGCCAAUUUACGUUUUCAACUCAGUUGUUAACACUAAAAAUACCAACAAUUUUCAAAGCCAGGGUACAGCUAUGAAAAGAAACUUUAUCGGCUUAGUCCUUUACAGCGUCUCUCUGCUAAUCUGCCUCCUCGUCACCAUCGUCAAGCUAUUCCUCAUCAUACUUGCUGUUGUGAGCGUUUCUUUCGUCGUUUUCAGCCACGGCAUACUCUUUAGGAUACGUGGCGCUGUACACUUUAUCUCUAACCUCUGCUUUGAGGUUUAUUAUGAAUCUGCUUCCUGGUUGUUCACUGAAAUGCAUUCCUUGCAAGAGCUGUGCGAUGUAUGCUGCAACUCGACCAAACUACAAUGCGGAAACAUUCUCAACGUCGAUGCACCCUCCAAGGACGGUAUAUGGCAGGGAGAUACAAAGAUAUUUUGGAAGAUCAUUGCCUAACAAGUUUCCGACACAAAUACUAUCCGCAAGUAAAAUGUUGAUUUCAAACCUUUUCUUUUACCUUUCAACUGAUUUUCGACGCUUUUCUUUUUUUCUUGCCUUGUUGGUGUAUUCCUUUCUAGGUUAUUGAAUGUGCUAGGAAAAUUUACGCUACACCCUUCUAGUGUCUCCUUAUCUUGCAAUACCUUUAGCACCUUGGCCGCGACGCAUGAAGAAGUGUGUAGAAAAUCUCUUUGGCUUUUCUAGAUUCCCAAUUACAAUUCCCACCCCACCCACCUUCUUUUUUUUGUAUUCACGCGCGGCGCGUGUGAUUUCAAAAAUUUGUCAAUCGCAUUAAAUAACUCUAAUCUCGACAUUGAAAAUUGACGUUUGACGUGGACAUUUGGGCUUUUUAUGUUGUUUGUUUUUCGGAGUCUUUUUCAGAUAUUUUUUGGCUGUCUUUCACGCAAACGUAUCACCCCUUUGUUCGGAAAUUUUAGAAGUUUCUGAGCUUUUAUUGGAGCCAAAUGUUAUGGUUAAUUUAAAAAGUUCAGUGUAUAUUUUUCUACGGAGUCUGGAAUCUAGCCUCAUUUUUCGAAAAUUGAUUUUUUACCUCGUGAGCAAAUUCUUCUCCUUGCUUCAAGGUAAGUCCAUCAGACUAGAAAAGUGUACAAAGCAUAUGUUCAAGGCUUCCAAGGCUGUUCAGCUUCUCACGUACACUUUUGUGCUCUUUGAUCGAGAAAGUUUAAGUCCUUGCCAUCACUGGGCCUAAGCUGAAUUCCUGGCAGGGAAAUUCGGUUUUGGUUAUGUCAGAUUGAGAAAGUGAGGCUGCAUUUUCCGAAAGAAGGAAUUGUGAAGGCAAUGUUUGUGGUUGAUUACCUUCAGCACCUUGCGGUGAUGGAGUUAAAAAAAGAAUAAGAGAGCAGAUCAGCGGGCAAAGGAGGGCCAAAAAACAAAAAGAAAACUGAAGUUUAUGAUGAUUUUGCUUUCUUUGAAUAAUCUGAGUGACGAUUCUGUAAAACUAAAACAGCUUUGACCUGCAAAGCUGAACAAGUAUCUCAAGCUAUAAACUAGGCCAACAUAGCAAAAGUACUAAGAAAGACAAAGUGAAAGCCAUUAUGAGGCAUUGGCCUCUCCUAAUGAAUCCUGAAGGCCUUAUGCAUUUAUGCUGCAAACACGACUGGGACAGUCGAUGAAGAGGAGUACAGCACAAGUGAAAGCAAUGGUAACGAUGAGACAGACACUGAUUCCAUCAUUACAUCAAUUUUUACUACUCUGGGACGAAAGAUGACUCGACAUACGAUGUCAUUCUUGCUUUUAUCGAUUACGAGAAAUGCAUCGAGAGACCAGCUACGAAAUGCUGAGGAAGAUCUAUCACCAGAGGAUAAAUAAGUGACGUAUUUGCAAUCUUUGUAAAUUUGUAAAAAUUUAAAUGUCAUAGCAAUUAUACAGGACUUGUUUUUUAAGUUCAUAGUUACAUGGGCACUAGAUCAGUAGAAUAAGUUAUGAUUAGCUUUAUAUUGAACAAAAUUAAGAAUUAUCUUUUAAGGGGGGGGGGAGAGCCAUGGGGAAAAUGAGGAUAGAGGGGGGCCAUGGUAAUUCGUAAUGGGUGUUCAAAAAAAAUCCCACUGUCCCCCCUCCACCAUAACUAAAAAAAAUGAACGGUCCCAUAUGGCCAAGAAGUUGUGUAUUGAACCUCCUCACAUGUUUUCAUUGUUUGUCUUUAUAUUACCUUAAUAUACAUAGGUCAGGCAGCGUCCCUCUGUUAUUUUAAAAUUUCUUCGGUUUCCUGUUUGUUUUGAUCUUUCGCAUGAACCAUGUUUGUGUGUACGCAUUACGGACCUAUUUUGUGUGUGCGUGUGUGUGUUUUGCAGAGAAAUACAUGUUGUAUAAAGUUACGAGAGAUCCUAGCUCGCUUUCCUGUGGGAGUACGGUCUUCCGAGUGGACUCCAAGAUUAUUUUGAAAGGGUACAGAGACUUUAAGUUCACUGCAGUUUCUUACCAAAAGGAAAAAGAAUGGACAAAAAGAUUUCAAAUCCCCGACCAGGCCUACUUAGAGGAAAUUGAAAGUGGUGACCAGGUCUGGUACUUCGAUCGCGUGCGUGGUUGUGAUAGGACAGCAUAUGUUAAAUCAGUUGUGAAAAAGAAGGGAGUGCUACAUGACAUUAUAACGCGUAGAGACGAUGUGCACAUUGCACCUAAUGAAAUUCGUAAACCAUGUAAGUAUAUUAAAGGUUUUUAAUGCAACAUAUUAGAGUUAGUUUUCUAUAUUUUGGCUCAAAAAUACAAGCCUCGAUCGUAAAGAUAUAUAUAAAAAAAAAAAAAAAGCAGGACGAGUGCACUGUUGAGUUAGAUAAGCACGCAGGAUGUUUUAAUAACUACUGACUUCCGUAAAAUCCUAUUGUGCUCCCUUUGCAUUAUACUGGCGAUUUCGGCCCAAGAAUGUAAUUAGGUCUUCAGUACGGUCCAAGUCUCUGAGGAAAAUUGGGGGCGGUCCUUCUUAUUGGCAGGGAAGUUAUCAGGGGUAAUUCUAUACGAGCUAAAAAGCUCGAUAUUGCUGUAGGUUAACUGCACUGCAAUAUCAAUAAUAGUGCACCCUACAUGCAGCAAUAUUUUUGAUAUUGACGUGGCGAACGUUUUCGAUUUCAUUGUGUUAUUGCUUUAUUUAUUGCAAUUACGCAAGUCAUCUUACAGCAGCAAAAUUUCUUACUUAUAUGAAAUAACAAUUUUAUCAGUAUCGGUUCUAAUUUCAACUGUCUGAUUAUAGUCCUCUUCAUUGCUCUUUUGCUCGAAAACUUUUGCGUUAAACCCCAUAACAUGAUUCUCAAAUAACUCUUCCUCUUUUGCUAGAGAAGCACGUGCCUCAGGCAAAUUUUUCUUGAGUGUUCUUAAGACACCCCAAGUUUGCGAUGAUUUUUGCGCUGUUGUAAGUGGCGCUGUUUUGAUCCCAAAGAUUUGAGACAAUUAAUAAAAAAAUUUAUAGAAUGAACAAAAAUACGCCAUUUCAAGAUAGAAAUCUUUGCACGCUGUUUUUAUGUAUCUCUCCCUCCUCUUUGAAAGUUCAUAAUUAAGCCUCGGUAUGAUACUAAAUAUUUCCUCAAUUUUUUUUGGAUAGAAUAAUUAAGUUUAUAACAUUUGCGUGUUUUUAGAUUUUCCAGAUAAGUGCAUAGUACUUGCGCAUAAUUGUGAUGACAGCAGACGUCCUGACGUGAGAAAAAAUAGACUGUGUCCAAGCCAAUUGAUUUAUCGGUAUCCCGUAGUAGGUUGUAAAGGUAUCUGAGUUCCAUAGCCAGAAUACAACAGUUUCUAACAGUUUUUUUUCUUGCGUGUGCAACGUUUCUCUGCUUGUCAAGUACUACAUGCUUAAGUUCAAACCGUUACAUUUCGUGGUUAUUGCCUUGUCUCUCGUAUACUCCUGUACUUAAACAGAACUUCCGCCCAGAGACUUUUUGAAAGACUUUGACGAGUUGUUCACUACUGAUACGCGACAUUCUCUCUCAGUUUCAAAAUGUCAAAUUUCGGGUUCUUAUUUUUUCUCUUCUUGCCCAUUUUGUUUUAGUGGAAGAUGUUUCAAGAGAAUGUUGUGCCAGUUUGAUGUCAAAAUGACCUACCCCAACUCUCCCCCAAAAAGAGUUUUGUGUGAUGUGGAAAAUUUUCCGUCGUGACAUAUUCUAAUACACUGCUUACCUUUUUUGUUAGGAGUGAAUGCGAUCUGUACGACUGGUUUUGCGGCAUGUGCACGGAAUACCGUCUGCAAAGAUAUCCCAGGGUUUUACAAGUGCUCAUGCCGCACGGGUUUCUCGAGUAAAGACCCCCGCAGAGAAAAUUGUCGCGACAUCGAUGAAUGCGCGAAAGGAUUAUGUCAUAAGAAUGCGCAAUGCGACAACACUCAAGGGAGUUUCUCUUGUCGCUGCCGGUACGGAUACGUGGGUGACGGCAAGAAAAAAUGUGACUUCAAAGAUGAGUGCAAAGUUGCUGCUAACAAGGUACGAGUCUGAUAACUUACAUUCUAGAACUGUUCAUCAAGGCCCACACAGCAUUCAAACGUUUGCACGAGUGCGAACGUCGUAAUGACUAGGCAGCGUGCUUUCAGGCUGUCAGAACCAAAAGUUAUCAGCAAUCACACAAAUCAGUAAGUCACGGUGUUUAAGAAGCGUAUAAAUUUUUUGGCAAAGCUCGAGAAAGAAUGGAAAUACAACAGGAUACUCGUAUUUGAAUAAGCUCUGUGUUCAAAAGUCUCGAAUGUUCCUUUCCCAUAGUUUUAUUUCCUGUUACAGAUUUCUAUGAAAGUUUCAAUGUUCUUUGACUGAUUUUGUGAGACAUCUGUUGUUUCUUAUGUUUUCCUAUAAAACCUUUGCGCGGAAGCUGGGGCGGGGCCAGGUUAAAUCCUCGAAUCCGAUUGGCUUAUAGUGCUUGUAACCCUUGUAACUUUUUACAAUGCGAACCACGGUGCGAUAUUCGCACCGUUCGCAGCAAAGCGGAAAACAAACAAACCACCAGGCAAAAAAUACUUUUACCUUUCCAGGUCCGUCUGUAUGAAAAGAAAAAAAAAAAAAAAAAAAAAAAAACUGGGGGCCGUUAGUCUUGUGUAACGCUUUCAGCCUUCGGUCUCAGGCCGCGCUCAGUUUUUUUCCCAUACGUACCUCCCGCCCGGUAAUGAGCUCAGUUUGUUAUUCGAUGUCAACAGCGAUUGUGCGAAAGCUACAAACACUCUGUCUGCGUGGGUCAUCUUGGUGGAUUCAAAUGUAAAUGUAAAAAAGGAUACUACGGAGCUAAUUUUAAAUCUUGUAAACUGGCCGACGAAUGCGAACUUGGCAUCCACAAAUGUCACAAAUGGGCCAAAUGUCUGAAUACGAAAAAGAGUUAUAACUGCAAAUGUAGAUUGGGUUUCGAUGGAAAUGGAUGGAGCAGAUGCAAACGUAAGCUUUAUUCAUUUUAACAUCAUAGUGAAAUCACUUUUCAUCAACACAUACUAAGCUUUUUUCUCGGUACUGCAUGAUAAAGCUGAGAGGGGUGGUGCAAGUCGCAAAUGAAAAGUUUUUUAUAACGAUGAGUGAUUUCCAUGAGGCAACUGCUAUUGACAAAUUUGAUUUAUUAUCAUGCAAAUCAAGAUAUCUAUUUUUUUAAAGCAGUAACAAAUCAUACACCGAAUGCAAACAUGGCGGACUACUAGAGCAGGGCACUGGUAAACUAUGCACUGGAUUAUUCUUUGGACCUUUUUUGGGAACACUUUUUGGACCAUUUCAUGGGGGGGGAGUACACCAUUAGUUCUCAGGGAGGGGUGGGGUGUAGUCUAUCAGUGCUGAGGGAGGGGUGGAAGGUACGGUAUUAUUACUCAGGGAGGGGUGAGAGACGGACUAUUACUACGCAGGGAAGGGUGGGAGGUGGUUGCAAUAGUAAACGCUACAGGUAAAUGGAGCUUUUCCUUGAUCAUACAAAUUAUUUUAAUCGACUUUUCGGCUUAAUUUUUUUAUGCCAAAAUGGGCCGCGGCAUUUCUUCCUUUUUGUCUAAAAAUGCAACUUGAAUCAAGGAGCCGAAAUGUUCUCACCCAGGGAACCGGUAGCAGGUUCAUUUCAACACACGCUGUGACCACGCAGAGGAGCAUCAGAGGCAGCCUUAUUGGUUAGCCGCGCAUUUGCGUUCGUCUUCAGUUGGUAUAAAGUAGUCAUUGCUUCAUCAAUGUGCUUGUCCUAGGGAGUUCUUCAACAUUCAGUCCGCACAUUAAUCAUAGCGGCCAAGAUAAUCUCACUAACAUUUUUUUUCGAGCUCCAAUAUUUCGGUCCGAACUUGAGGCUCGCUCGAACAAAAACAAUACCAAUACGGUUGGUACAAAAUGCAGACUGCAGACCAGGUACAAAAUGCAGACAGCGAAUUUAUAAUGUUUUUUUUGUCUGAUACGUGACAACAUGUCAACUUACAACUUAGCGAGCGUCAGGCAAUCGCUUUUCCACGAUUGUCGUUCACGAUUAUUUGCACUGUUGUGGAAUACUCCUUGCCCGUUUCUUGAUCACAAUCGUUCCUAAUAUAAUUUCAAGCCUUCAUGCAGUCUUCUCACUUUGCGCUUUCGUGAGUGGCCAUUUGUUUACUUUUCUAAUGGUUUUAUCUCUCAUCUGUUUGGUGACAACGCAAAUAUUAACAUGUGAAAAUCAGACUAUGUGAAGGCUUGAAAUUCUAUUAGGAACGAUUGUGGCCGCUUUUUUAAAAACCAAAUGCAAUGGCCGCUUUGUCAAAAACAAAAGAUAUCAAGAAACGGGCAGGGAAUAUUUCACAAUGAUGGAAAUGAUCGUGAAAGACGAAAUUACUAAUUAAUUAGUAAUAUUUAGCAGUAAGAGCAACAUCUGAUGCCUGAUUAUGCACACCCAGCCCAUCCUAGGCCCCACAACACACGCACACCAACAACAAGGACACUGUCUGCCUAAUGACCUCUGCCCAUCCCACCUCCAGCCCGCGCCACCUUUUUCCAACUUCCAUCACGACGAAUGCACAAGUUUUCUCAUCACACCACAGGUGGCCCAAGCUCACGUCUCGAGAAAAAGCCAACGAUUAAUUCAUGAACGCGUCACGCGUUGUGUGACUCGGUGUUAAGUUACGAUAGGAUUCCUUGAAAAUUUGAACACGUUAUAAGGAAUAGUAUGGGGAACGAAAUAUUGUCGAUUUACAACAGUAAAUAUUUCGAAAUAUGAAUAUUUUACACGUAAAAUCAAUAACACUUGCUCACAUCCUGUGUGACCGUUGUAGUUUCUGGCGAUUUCUUCCGUUUUAGGCUUGCUUUACCAUCACUGUUAAUCCUGUCUAAACAUAGGCGGCCCAAGCUCCAGCUGUGAGAUGAUCAUCUUGCGCAAUAACAGUCAUGGCGGAAUUAUAAGAGUUUGUAUGGGCAUAUUUACGACCGCCCUCAGGAAUAAACAAAAUACGUCAAAUUCUCAAAAAAAAAUACCUCACCUUACUUCCACAGUGUAUCAUUUGUUAUCUGACCGCUUACUUUGAUGAAAGGAGCCCAUUUUAGCGAGUUGUUCAUUUCGAGGUUUUCAACGUUCAUAAGAAAAGCCCAAGGCUGAACACUCCAUUUCCGAACGCCUGAGCCGAGAAGCGAAAAAUCCAAGCUCAAAAUGACCGGGCGACCACAAAUCCAACGCAGAAUCCAAGAAAAUAUACUGUAGUUUCAUUCCAAUUCACUAAAAACUCAAUCUUCCCCGCGCAACCGACACUAAGCCGAAGUUUGCUUCAAAAAUUUCCAAUUUAGAGGUUUCUAACAGCCCGCGGCCACAUCAACCUUGACGGGAGUUACUACAUCACGGGCGACGAGCGGGGAUAGAAAAAACGACCCAAAUAUGAGCGGUCAGCGGUGAAACAGCUUUUAUACUUCAUAUAGAGACAUAAUUUGUUGUUCCAGAGACAAUCGUGUUGUAAAGCCGAAAUGUUAACAGUUUACUUCACAGUUUAAGCAAUUUUUCAAAAGUGUUGAUUGAACUCAUAUCUUUUACUGCUUUAAUAAACAAUGGAGGCUUCGGAGAGGGAGUCAGUGGCAUUUGGAAAGGCACCAAGAAUAAUUAUAUACAUGGUUUGUAGCUAGCUGCGUGACGUGCGUGACGUUAAGAUAGAUUUUCACGAGCGUCAAUGGUACAGAAUCGUAACUUGAUGGAGCCAACAGUGGACAACAUCCCAGAAUUCAAACUUUGUGAUUUUUUUCUCGGCUUAAAUGCUAAGUCAGUUGUUCAAUUGAAUAGGAAGAAAAACAUUUCGAACGGAAAACAGCAUUAUUUGCACGUGUGGAUCUUUUGAGAAAAGGUCUCCUAAACGAGUGGUCUUGAUUGUAAAUAUUUAAGGAAUGGUAAAUACAUUAGCCUUAACAUGGCUGUUUCUCGAAGCUCAGUGUUUUCCUACUUGCCUUUUUUCCACGUGAACUGGGGGCGAUUGAAUAGAUAUAAUAUGCAGUAAAAGAACUUCAGCUGAUAGAAAUUUUAAAUUUCUCAUCUUAGGCUGUGGAUACAAAAUUCAAGUGAAAAGGAAGCCAACUGUGAUUAAUGCUUCGAACAAGUCAAGAUACGUUUUUUUCGUCACACAACAAGUUACAUAACGUGAAUAUCAUUCUUCUUAAUGCCUUUCCCGGUGUCAUCAAUGCCUUUCCCGAUGCCUCCGUUGGUUAAUAGGGCAUUAAAAGUAUUGUUCCAGUUAAAGCUUGAGGAAAAUUGCUUAACUUUUUAAGUAGCAAAGUGUAACUUGGUAACAUUUCGGCUUUACAACACGAUUGUUUUCUGCAACUACAAAACGUACAUUUAAUUCUUCUUGGUACCUUUCGGAUGCCACCGAUGUCUUCAUUGUUUACUAAAGCAGUAAAAGAUAUAUGUACAAUCAACACUUUUGAAUUGCUUAACAUUUUAUUUAGCGAAGUAAACUGUUUACACUUCGGCUUUACAACACGAUUGUUUCCUGAUACUACAAAUGAUCUGUCUAUAUAUGAAAUAUGAAAGUUGUUUCACCGCUGACCACUCGUAUUUGGGUCGUUUUUUCUAUCCCCGCUCGUCGCCCGUGAUGUAGUAAUUAGGGAGUUUAAGAUACGGUCACUACGGACUACGGACUACGUCUGGGUGUGAGAAUCCAAGCCACGCGUGGACUGGGCCGACUACGCUAAAAGGGCGCGAAAAUUGGAGUGUUGUUUGACAUUAAGAUCGUGACAACGACUACGGACUACGGCUGCACUUGGAAAAAAAAUGUCCUUCGAAGAUGCUAGAAACGCCCUUUUAAUCGCUUAUGCGGAUGGUUUUCUGGAUGAUGAAGAGUUUAUUGUUCUUUACGAUUAUUACCAACCCGUUAAUCCUUCAUUUCCGUACUGGAAUUUUGAUCCAUUCUGUUUGGAUGUGUUCGACUCUUGCGAGUGCGAAGCUCACUUCAGGGUGGCCAAGGAUGAUAUUCCGAUGUUAUUGAACGCAUUGCGGAUUCCGGCGAGUUUCAAGUGCCCACAGGGAACAGUUUGCAGUGGCUUAGAAGGACUUUGUUUACUGCUAAAACGACUAGAAUACCCAUGCCGCUAUUUCGAUUUAAUUUCAACUUUUGGACGUCCGGUGUCAUCUCCUGUUGACAUCCUAAUCUGCUUGUAAACACAACAGAAUUCAAAGGGCGUCAGUAAUCAGAACCAGAAACAGAAAAAAAUGCGAUUUUUACUUCUUUUUCGCUCAAGUUUAAUUGCCUAAAGGCUGUUCAACAUAAAAGUAGCGUUUAGAAAACAAAACUGGUCAAAAAUCGGCAAAAAAAUACUUACGUAGUCCUCACUACGCGAAUCUCCUCGACUACUCCCCGUAGCCUGCAACCACACGACGGACUGCGAAACCCACAUGCUAUCGAGCAUGCGCAGUAAAUCUCGAACCAGGUCCUCGCCGUGUAUUACCGUAGUCCGUAGUCCGUAGUGACCGUAUCUUAAACUCCCUACUCCCAACCUUGACACACGACCGUUGAAAACCAGCUUGGUAACCCUACCUCCUUUUCGAACUGAGCCUCGCCGGGGACCAUACCGUCAGUUAUGACUCAAAAGAAAUCGAUCAAGAGGCUAUUGUUUCGAUCGACCAAUCGAAUUCGCCUCCGGAAAUGUUUUACAAAUCUGUGAUUAUUUUCGGAGUCAGAGGAAAACCUUGGAAGGAUUUAUUCCAGUAUUCAAUUUAGUUCUAUCUGGACAUACUUAGUUUAAUUUUGCCAACAAGACAACUGUUAUUUCGUUUCGUCCGCAUGGAUAUCCAGCAACAAUACUUACCACGAUUUCCAUUUCAGAUACGAGUUCGAAUUGAUUACGUCCUUGCUGCAACCGUGGAAUAGACUAUUUUUUACCGACGACAUUUUUUCCUUUUGAAAUUGAAAGGAAAUUAUCGAGAUUUACGAGAUCAGCUGUGCUGUUUGCAACUAUGCCUGUAAAUUAUUUUGAAUUUGUAAACAUUUCCGGAGGCGAAUUCGAUUGGCAGUUUUGCAUUCGCAUGGCAAAAGAACUGCCCAGCGUAAUAGCCCAGCUCAAAAAAUAGUCAGUCGAAAAACCGCUCAUUUGUAUGAUCCAAUAAAUACUCCAUCAAUCAAUAGCAUUUACUUCUAUAACCACCUCCCACCCCUCUCUGCGUACUACUAACAACAAUCUGCCUCUUAUCCCUCCCUAAGAACUGAUAGACUGCACCCCACCCCUCCAAGAAUACUAAUGGUGCCCCCUCCCCCCAUAAAAUGGUCCAAAAAUAAAUGGUCCAAAAAUAAAUGGUCCAAAAAUAAAUGGUCCAAAAAUAAAUGGUCCAAAAAUAAAUGGUCCAAAAAUGAAUGGUCCAAAAAUAAAUGGUCCAAAAAUAAAUGGUCCAAAAAUAAAUGGUCCAAAAAUAAAUGGUCCAAAAAUAAAUGGUCCAAAAAUAAAUGGUCCAAAAAUAAAUGGUCCAAAAAUAAAUGGUCCAAAAAUAAAUGGUCCAAAAAUAAAUGGUCCAAAAAUAAAUGGUCCAAAAAUAAAUGGUCCAAAAAUAAAUGGUCCAGAAGAUGGUCCGAAAAAAUGGUUCAAAAAAUAGUCCAAAAAAUAGUUCAAAAAAAAGUUCAAGGGCCCAAUGGUCCAGUCGAUAUUUUACCCCAUGCCCUCGGACGGCCCCGGACCAGUGGAAUGAAAGCGAAGCUAGUCACACCUUUCACUUCUUGGAUAAAUUUUAUUUUGACUACGCGUCCUUGAAUCUAUCUUGUUUUGUCGAUUCAUUUCGCCUUCGUACUACUGCAAACCCAACUGCAAUCAGAAAGGAUGUACUUCAUUAUCAGGAGACAAAGUUUCUUUUAUCAAUUUUCCCAAGUCACCUUUGUUGAGAAAAAAGUAGGUACACGCGAUCAUAUAUCCGUCGAGACAAAGGCAACGAUUUCGUCAUGACAGAGCGUACGAAAUUCUUUUCGCCGCAUUUCAGACCUGAAGAUCUAAGAAAGUCUUUCAACGGACGAAUUUAUAUCAGGGAAGUAGGUGUCCCUUCAAAAUUUGAUUGGUCAGGACCUUCUCCGAAAAAAAGGAAAGGCUCCAACUGAACGGCAACCGCUGCCCGCGAAGAAAAGAACUGCUCACCGGAGAUUGCUCUCAGCCUGUAAACAAUGAUAUGCAAGAAACCUAUGUAGUCGAGACGACAGCCUCCCCAGACUCGAUAGAUGAUAGAUGUCUCCGAAGAUUUUUACAACUCAGACUCUGACAAGGAGGAUAAUGUUCAGGCUACGAGGAAAAGACGCCCCCGUACUGAAGCCACUGGACGAAUUUUUUUCAUUGUGCUUUGUCGCUUGAGGAGAAGUUUCUCUGAGAAACAUUUAGGUCAUCUUAACAGUGUAGUUCAGUCUGCUGUGAGCCAAAUUUUCGUGCAAUGGAUAAAUUACAUUUACUUGAAAUUUUGCCAGAAAUGCAUUUGGCCAUCAAGAGAUGGAAACUAUGCUGACCGAUUUUCAGGACAAAUUCUCAACUACAAGAGUUAUCACAGACAGCACAGAAGUGCGCUGUGAAAUGUCCAGCAGUUUGCUGCUCAAUUUGGAGUUAUUUAGCUCCUACAAGAACCAUGUAACUCUGAAAGGACUAGUGGAUAUAACCCCAAGUGGUGCAAUCACUUUCAUUAGCCAGCUUUACACUGGUAUCACUUCUGGUCGCGAAAUCGUUCUUCAAAGUGGUUUGUUGUCUCAGAAGUUUGAGGAUAAUGACAGCGUCAUGACUGACAAAGGAUUUCAAGUUCAAUACAUUUUGCCACUUCGAGUAAAAUUGAACAUUCCACCUUUCCUUGGGGACGACAGUAGAAUGUCGAAGACAGUCGAAUGUCUGGUCUGGGGAUAUGUGUGGAGAGGGCAAUAAUCAAAAUCAAGAACUUCCUCAUCUGGAAAGGAAAAAUUCCUUUAAGAUUGCUCGUAGUUGUUAACAAGAUGUGGAGUGUGUGUACCUUCCUUUGUAAUGCUCAAGAUCCAUUGAUUUCAGAAUAGGUUGUAUCAUUUCUAUCAAUAUUUGUGUAGUUCCAGGAAUUUCUAUACUUCUCACAGAAGGGGAGUAUGGUGUGAGUUCUCAAAGACCAAAAAAUUUGAAAAAAAUGCGUAAACUAAGUUUUAUUGGAAUUUUCAGAGAGGUGGGAGGUUCUUUUAAAAAAAAAUCCCUUCUGUGAGGGAGGUACAUGUAUAGAUAUUUUACGUAGCUACACACUUUCCUCUCACUUUAGAGAGUUUUUAGGAACAGCCGGCUCUCAAAAACAGCGCGUUGCAAACCCACUGCAUUUUCUCUUCUAACUCUUUCUUCUUGAGCUAACCUUAAAAAGCUUAAAUAAUUAAUUGUUUUCUACCACUGGCAGUCAACUGUUAUAUGGCUUUCCAGAGUUUAAAAAUGACAUGAUAAGAAAGAACACUGCUAUUUUUUAAAUUUAUUCUAUUAAGUCACAGAAUCAACCAAACAGAUUCUCCCUACAUUUCUGGUACAUUUCUUUACAACUAAUUGAGAGAAUUGAUAUGUUUGAUCGUGUUUUAAUGGAAAUAUAGAUAUUUAUUAUUUUAUCAAAUGCUAAAAUAAGUUUCCUUAUAUUUUAAAAGUGUUCUCAGUAUAAAAUUCAUUUUGCAUUAUUUACCAUCAUUAUUCAGAUCUUAUGUUCUCAUCCAAAGCUUUAAAGUAUAAACAUGUAAAUGGAAUCGGAAAACAUCUCUUUGAUAACUGUUGUGGAAGUCUUGGAAUUGUGUAACCACUUCCACUCGCAUGAACACAGCUCAGUUUUAUUGUUGGGUAAAUUUUUCAAAUGUUGUGAAAAUUUUAACGCAAUUUUUGAUAAAUACCCAAAUUAUGAAAGUUAUCAUGGUUUACUUUGUACAUGUCCCAGUUAGUGACUGAAGUAUUAGCUUUCAUUUGCAAAUGUUUAACCAAGAAUUCAAGGCUCCCUGGCUGCCUUGGCAUGAAAAUGUGUUAAGUAACCACAAAGUCACACUAUCUAGCGCCAGUAACCCCUAUCAGUCCCUGCACUUGAGUAUAGUAUGACUGUGUUUCAGUUUGGCUUUACCAUUGACAUUCUCUAGAAAAAAACUGCUGUCUGAACAUGCAUCUAUUGGGGUAACCAGCAAUUUUGUUUCUGGACACUUGACCUCUAAAAGGCCAAAGGGGGAUGAGCAGCCAAUAUUAAUAACUCCAUCAGGUGAAGCACCCAAAUAUGGUGCAUCCAGACUCAUUACUAGACCUGAUUUCAGGACUUGUACAGGACAAUGGAUGGAAAACAUGUACCUUUGAUACUGCUCUAGGGCAUCUGUUUUAUAUUGAAUCCCAUGAUUAGCGUACUGCGAUGUGAAGGGCAUGGGAUGUAACAGACUUUCUACAAAAUUCUCCAGAUGCCUUUUCCUUGCAAUAAUCAAGCCAAAGUUUGAAGAUGUGAAUCUAAAUUUUCAUCCCUUCUUCCACUCCUCGCAAUUAGAUUGCUUCCACGUUUUCUUUUCAAUUUCACUGAUUCUGUCUUCAUUGACCCAAAGCCUUUUCAGAAAGGUUUUGUUUACCUCUGGUAUUCCAUUUGGCACGAUGAAUCUAGAAAAACCAUUCAUCGGCUCAUUGAAGGUGCGGCCUAGGUUACACCUGGGUACUGAUGCAACCUUGCCAACAACUUGUGCCCAUCUGCUCUUUGACCUUGAUGCUUUUAUUUGUCCUGGUUUCGUAUAAUAGACACCUCACCCCAGGUUCUCUUAAUAAAGAUUUGUCUAAGUACGGAUGAGUUUUUUGAACUACAACUUCUAUAGGUGUUGUGGAACUAUAGUGUCCCCUCUACCCUUUCGAUACCACUGCUGCAAUAUAGAUGUGCAAGCCUGUUUUCGUUUCAUGUCACUUUCAUUGUCUAAGUCACUGAUACUCUUGCAUUGAUACAGUGUGAACUUGCAGACUUUCAUCAUGAAGACCAACACAUGGUUAAAAAAACCAACUGCACCGGCAACACUGGUUCUACCUCACCAUUUACAAUGCACAGAGCCACUUUUAAGUUAUGAGGUGGAUCAUUCUUUUUGAAACUGUGAUGACAUUGCGACUUGAGAGAAAAAUAACUGUCGUCACUUGCUGCCACGAUUUCUUUCAAGUAUUCGUCUUAAAGGAAUGCAUUUCUAGCACUCGUUGAAAUAGAGCGGGUGCGGGUGUUGGAGUCAAUACUUUUCCUUGACUUUGAUAUAUGUUCAUUCAUUUCUACGCGAGUGAAGAUUCUUCGCAUUCUGGUGAGAUCGAUAGACCAGCCAUCAGAUGGAUACUUCAGUUGUGAUUCACCGGAAACACUCGAAUUGGUGUCUUUGCUCGCCGCUUCGUUGUGUUGUUUCCUUUUCGUGUAAAUCCUGUUCGGAUCUGGAUCGAAAAUGUUCUGAUCACGGCCAGACUUUAUAUAACCUUCAAUCCUCUAUUGAAGAAAAAGGAAUUGUAUUAAUUCCGAAUAAUUUUUGUAUCGAAUUCAAGCCAGAUGGGUUUAGUUUUCAAACCCUUUUAACGAAUCUCCGCGACAUUUCAACCAGAGCCGAUGUUCUUCGUUUUUCAAAGUCGCAGGUUCUCUUCCAGCCAGGGAAGCACCGGGAAUAUUGUCUUCUGACAAAGCACAUGCCGCCACACGUGAUGAUCAAAACUUGCUGGGAAAGCCACCGUGGAGGAGUGACUAACCUCGCUUUCACGCUGCCAGUCCUGGGCCAUCCGAAGGUCCGCCAUAUUUGCAUUCGGUGCAUGAUCAAGUUAAGGAAAAGGUUUUUUUUUUACUCAUAAACUCUUCACCGUUUUUCUUAUAUUUCAACGUAGACUAAUUGUCAAUUGCAAACUACUCAUGCCACCUUCAUUUAUCUACCUACCUGUAACUAAGAUGGACCAAAAAAAAGGAACAUCGUUUACAAUUUUAUUUAGCUCUUAAAUUCGUUGUCAUUGUGCCUCAAAAUUCUGUGUUAUUUAAUUUAUUGUGGCUGAUUACUUCUUUAAAAUAAUAUUUUUAGCACGCUUUUACUGUCUGAGGAAAAUGCCCGAAUGUGACCUUGAAAAGGGAACUUGUGAAAAAACUUCAAAAGGAGAGUUCACUUGUAAAUGCAAACGUGGUUACCAUGGAAUCGACAACUACUGCUUGGGUAACUAAUUAACCUCGUUUUAAUGAUAUUAUCAUUGCUUUAGAUGAGCCAAAUGAAUAACUUCACUUUGAUAACCAAGAUUACGUCAUCGAACAUUCCCUUUAAACUCUGCUUGUUUGAUUUGUGUCAUCACAUAGAUUGUUGGCAUUAACAAAUGUUUCUUUGCACCUUGAAAUUAAGCCUUUUGUUCACCAUACAUUUCCUAAAUAAUUGACAAAGAGAAUUUUUGACUAUCAAGAGCAGCCUUUUUGCGUGGUGAAUAUUUUCUUUACUUUCAUCAUCUCAGUGUUUGAUUUAGUUGUGACACUGUUUGGAGAAAUUAGAUGCUGGUUGUUCUUGAGGGUUCAAAGUUCAAACACAAUACACUUCAUAAUUAUGGAUUAUAUAUUCAAUUUAAAAGAAAUCUAAAUUAGCCCUUGCGUAAAUCUAAAUCGUAAUGAACAUGUUGUUCCACAUGCAAAAGUCACACUAAGGUUCUUUUUCUUUAGAUAUCAAUGAGUGCCAGAAUGAUAUAUGCAAUAAAAAUGCAGAGUGUAAGAAUAUUCCAGGAAGUUACUCAUGUACUUGCAAGAAAGGAUUCCAAGGAAAUGGCUUGUCAUGCUCGGGUAUUUAAUUAAGUUUAGCAUUUAGUGUUUUCUUAUCCAUGGCAUUCUAAUGAUGGUACACCCAGUCGUAUUGAAAAUUUUGUAAAUUUGUAUAUCUCUUCAUAAUGAGCACUCGAUUGCGAAAAAGAACCACUGCAGUCUGAACACGGAAAACAACCCAGAUAUAUCUUCUUUCCUCCGGUUUGAGACCCAUUGAUCCAAUGUGUAUGAUUUUCCUCAAUAAGUCUAAAACUCCUCGGGAUAGUUAUUGAAAACAUAUCCUAUAUCCAAUUAUAUUAAAAAAGACCACUUUUUGCCAAUUCAGGCGUGUACAUAGAACCCCCACCCACCCACCCCCCACAACGUUAUGUUACGUUAAUAAUGUUAGAAAAGUGUUCAAAGCGCACAAAAUUGAACAUUUUUCAGGGGAGAGGCGAGGAGUAAUUCGACACGUCGAAUGUCACGAGACUUUUAAUCUCCUCUUUAGUUCUCAACUGUACUUUAUCGACUGAGAUUAUGCUCAUUUUUCUUGGAGGGAAUGUUAUUCUCGAAUACUAAGCCUGGAUCUCCAAUCAGAGCUUUUUAGUCUGAUCGCAUGAUCAAAAAGGACAAAGGCAAAGUGAUUUUGUUUCAUCAAAUGAUUUGAUAAUGUAAAUUGUAGUAACUUCGGAGAAUAAUCUCCUUAGUCACCCUGAAAACAAACGGAAGCCUGCAGACUUUCCCCACAUCUAGACAGCUGAUCGGAAAGCCGUAAAACUCUAGAACUAAAUUUAUCUUUCAAAUCGGCGCUCCCACGGUAUCAACCAACGCUUUUCAAUAUUCAGCAAGUUUAUUCCUGUGUUUUUCACAUUGCUAAGGUCCCACUACCAAUACAGCUUGAUUUUUCUAUUUAUAAACCGUACACAACCCACAAUUCCUCUAUUUACAUUGACUGAGGGCUAACGCUCGUAACGUCACCUUUACAAUCUCUUUCUUUCGGCUGCUUGUAAUACACUCCAGCGACCCAGCAUCACAGUUUCUGAAGAAACUUGCCCCUUUCAAACGAAGGUAAAGUAGUCUUAUUUGUGCAGUACCAUGUUGUCUAAUGUCUAACUUUGCUUGAAGAUAUCGACGAAUGUAAAACUAGAAGGGCGUGUGGUAAAAAUGAAGAAUGUGUGAACUACGAGGGAUCAUUCUUGUGCAACUGUAAGAGCGGGUACUACGGAAAUCCUCCAUCUGAAAAAUGCAAAGGUAAAAUAUUCAUUCUGUUAAGUUGAGAAUGAGAGAAAGAAACGCGAUUCUUGAUUAGAAAAGGAAAGCUGUCAUAAUCUUAGUGAUAGAUAAAAAAUUAUCCACUUAGGUGGAGGUAAAAAUCCGCCACUUUUACGAGGGUCUCAAAGGGGUUAUCCGUAAAACAGCUAAAAAAUUAGCCCUCGAUAUUUUUCCACUUUCUAAGUGGGAGAGUAUUCAUAUGUGAUAACUUAAAAAAAAACCAAAAAAACAAGGAAAAUAUCAAUGACAGAUUGCCCACACCCGCCCUUGUUUGACAUCGAUUCAGCCAAAUAUUUGUUGCAGAUUUUACUACUCUUUGGAUUUCCGGAUAUUUCACUGAUCAAUUCUUCAGUAGAAUCAAGAGAGAAAAAUUAGCUUUUCAUGUUAAAUUGAUUUUUAUCUUUUUUUUUUAUCGUAGAUAUUAACGAGUGUGAUAUCGAAGACCCAUGUGGAAAGUAUAAGUGCGUGAAUCAACCUGGAGGUUACACAUGUCAAUGCAAAAAGGGCUUCAACUUCAACAAGAAGGACAAAGAAUGCCAAGGUAUGCAUUAUUUCAAAAUUACCCAAGAUGAUUGAGUUAUUUUUAAUCACCAAUUCUUUUGAUGGACAUUAGCUUCCCUGCUUCUUUGUUCAAAGUACAUAAUACCGUGGUUGUGGACAUAUCCCUAUGCGCCGAGUUCUUGGUAAAAGACCCUCUCCCAGUCCGACCACCUGACCUCUGGUCGAUGUGUAAUACAUACAUCUUGUUCGAUGGAUUCAGAGAUUUGCAAGUUGUGUAGUAUUUUCCCGAGCCCCUACGGGGGCGCUUAACUACGAGUCAUGUCAUGAGGGACUUAUCAUUCCACUUUUGUUUCACUUUUAAGUCCUGAACUUGGCUUCUAGUGUUUGAAACACAUCUCGGGGAGAUAUAUUAGCAUAGCAUCAAUCACAUAAAAACAUAAGUGAAACCACUGAAAUGCUUUUUUGAGUAUCAAAAAAGUCUGAUGCACUCGGCCUGAGCUUGAAAGAUGAAAUAAAGCCAAGUUGGGAUUGUUCAGUGCGGCCAUUUUGUUUUUCCGCUUUUUGUCCGUUGCCCUGCUCUACAGUGUAACGUCAUUGCGUAUUUACCGCGUUCCGAUGCCCUAAUAUGGUCAAAUAACGUACUGGUAGAAUAAUGACCUUCAUCCUUUGUCUUUAGACAUAAAUGAAUGCGAGCAAGGGGCUAAAUGCAAGCUGAAGAAGAACUCAGAAUGUGUGAACACUGUAGGUAGCUACGACUGUGCCUGUGUCAGCGGAUAUUCCGGCGAUGGAAACCUUUGUGAAGGCAAGAAGAAUAAAAAUGAACAUAGACUUGGGGUUCAACGUGGUCUGCAAUCAAACUUGUGGUUCAAAAAAUCAGAUCAAUGCGAAGCGGGAGCCCGAUUUUGGAAACACGACUAUGAUCAGAUAGAAUUGAACAGCACAAAGUCCUGUAAAAAAAUAAUCAAAACUUGGAGAAAUUCGAGAAAGAAAAAACCUAUCGGUUAAAUAAAACAAAAACAAUAUAGUUGCUUUUUUCCAGGAAAGUAAACAGAUGGUCGCUAUGACUCAGCUAAUAAAUGACGCGCACUCCGCUACAAUUAAAAGUAUUCCCAUGCCUAUAACCAUUACUACUAGGACUGUGACGUGGCACAUAAAGGAGUACAAUUCCCUUUAAACUCUGCUUUUUAGAUUUGUGUCAUCACAUAGAUUGUUUACGUUAAAAAGUUUUUAUUUGCACCUCGAAAUUAAGCCUUUCGUUCUCUAUGCACUUCCUAAACUGUUGACAAAGAGAAUUUUUUAAUUGUCAAGAGCUGCCUUUUUGCAUGGUGAACAUUUUCUUUACUUUUAUCAUCUCAAUGUUUAAUUAAGUUGUGACACUGUCUGGAGUAAUUAGAUGCUGGUCGUUCUUAAGGGUUUAAGGGUCAAACACAAUACACUUCAUAAUUAUGGAUUAUAUAUUCAAUUUAAAAGAAAUCUAAGUGAGCCCUUGCGUGAAUCUAAAUCGUUAUGAACAUGUUGUUCAACAGGCAAAAGUCAAACCAAGGUUUUUUUUCUUUAGAUAUCGAUGAAUGCAAGAAUAAUGCAUGCAGUAAAGAUGCAAAGUGUAAGAACAUUCCAGGAAGUUACUCAUGUACUUGCAAGAAAGGAUUCCAAGGAAAUGGCUUGUCAUGCUCGGGUAUUUAAUUAAGUUUAGCAUUUAGUGUUUUCUGAUCCAUGGCAUUCUAAUGAUGGUACACCCAAUCAUAGAGAAAAUUUGUAAAUAUGUAUAUCUCUUCAUAAUGAGCACUCGAUUGCGAAAAAGAACCACUGCGGUCUGAACACGGAAAACAACCCAGAUAUGUCUUCUUUCCUCCGGUUUGAAACCCGUUGAUCCAAUGUGUAUGAUUUGCCUCAAUAAGCCUAAAACUCCUCGGGAUAGUUAUUGAAAACAUAUCCUAUAUCCAAUUAUAUUAAAAAAGACUACUUUUUGCCAAUUAAGGCGUGAACACAGAACCUCCCCCCCCUCUUACAACGUUGGUAACAAAAAAAAGUCACCAAGUCUUGGAAAAGUAUUCAAAGUGCAAAAAAUUGAACAUUUUGUGACACGUCAAAUGUCACGAGACUUUUUAAUCUCCUCUUUAGUUCUCAACUUUACUUUAUCGACUGAGAUUAUGCUCAGUUUUCUUGAAGGGAAUGUUAUUCUCCAAUCAGAGCUUUUUAGUCUGGUCGUAUGAUCAAAAAGGACAAAGGCAAAGUAAUUUUGUUUCAUCAAAUGAUUAGAUAAUGUAAAUUGUAUUAACUUCGGAGAAUAAUCUCCUAAGUUACUCUAAACAACAAACAGAAGCCUGCAGACUUUCCCUACUUCUAGGCAGCGGAUCGGAAAGCCGUAAAACUCUAGAACUAAAUUUAUCUUUCAAAUCGGCGCUCCCACGGUAUCAACCAACGCUUUUCAAUAUUCAGCAAGUUUAUUCUUGUGUUUUUUAACAUUGCUAAGGUCCCACUACUAAUACAGAUUGAUUUUUCUAUUUAUAAACCGUACACAACUCACAAUUCUUCUAUUCGCAUUGACUAAGGGCUAACGCUCGUAACGUCACCUUUACAAUCUCUUUCUUUCGACUGCUUGUAAUACACUCCACCGACGCAGCACAGCAGUUUCUGAAGAAGCUUACCCCUUUCGAGCGAAGGUAAAGUAGUCUUAUUUGUGUACCGUGUUGAAAUGUCUAACUUUGCUUGAAGAUAUCGACGAAUGUAAAACUGGAAGGGCGUGUGGUGAAAAUGAAGAAUGUGUGAACAACAAGGGGUCAUUCUUGUGCAACUGUAAGAGCGGAUACCACAGAACUCGUUCAUCUGAAAAAUGCAAAGGUAAAAUAGUAAUUCUAUUAAGUUGAGAAUAAGAAAAAGAAAUGCGAUUCUUGCAUUGAUUAGAAAAGGAAAGCUGUCAUAAUCUCAGUGAUAGAUAGAAAUUAUCAACCUAGGUGGAGGUAAAAAUCCGCCACUUUUACAAAGGUCUCAAAGGGGUUAUCCGUAAAACAGCUAAAAAAUUAGCCUACGGUAUUUGACAAAUUCUAACACUAGUCAUACCAAAAGUUAACCUUAAAAUGUUUCCCAUCGUUAAUGGGUCAUUUUGCGUCACUGCUAGCUGUAUAAAAUAGCCAAAAUUUUAGCCCCUUAGCCGUAAAAGUCAUCACUCAGUUGAGACCCUCUUUCACCGACACUGAUAUGAAUAAUUGUUUGAGUAUAUACCACACAAGAUAAAAAAAAAAACAUUCGUUUAUUUCUGUCUGCAUACCGUAAAAUUCUUGAAAAUCAAACUCUUGGCACGCGGUUUGGCUCUUUCGGCUGUGAGUUAAAUAAACAUCGGCGCGAAAAGCACCAUUCCCCUGUGUAUUUUCAUACUGACGCUGCACAUUGGUUUACACCUUUUCAAUUAAUUCACUUGCAACUAAAGGUGGAUUGUGCGACGAUUCCCUGACAGUGAAGGAAAAAGACAGAUGGGAAUUUUGAGACAUAGAGAAAUGAGAAGAUUUAUCACAAGCGCGGGAUAAGAAACUGAAAAUCUGACUUGUUCGUUACGAUUCGAAAAUCUGUUCGGAUGCUCCAUCGCCUGGGUACCCAGCUUGGAAAUUACGCGUCAAUUUUACGGCAUACUCUGUCUUACUAACUGGGAGAGUAUUCAUAUGUGAUAACUUAAAAAAAAAAAAAACAAGGAAAAUAUCAAAGACAGAUUGCCCACACCCGCCCUUGUUUGACAUUGAUUCAGCCAAAUAUUUGUUGCAGAUUUUACUGCUCUUUGGAUUUCCGGAUAUUUCACUGAUCAAUUCUUCAGUAGAAUCAAGAGAGAAAAAUUAGCUUUUCAUGUUAAAUUGAUUUUUAUCUUUUUUUGUUAUCGUAGAUAUUAACGAAUGUGAUAUCAAAGACCCAUGUGGAAAGUAUAAGUGCGUGAAUCAACCUGGAGGUUACACAUGUCAAUGCAAAAAGGGCUUCAACUUCAACAAGAAAGACAAAGAAUGCCAAGGUAUGCAUUAUUUCAAAAUUACCCAAAAUGAUUGAGUUAUUUUUAAUCACCAAUUCUUUUGAUGGACAUUAGCUUCCCUGCUUCUUUGUUCAAAGUACAUAAUACCCUGGUUGUGGACAUAUCCCUAUGCGCCGAGUUCUUGGUAAAAGACCCUCUCCCAGUCCGACCACCUGACCUCUGGUCGAUGUGUAAUACAUACAUCUUGUUCGAUGGAUUCAGAGAUUUGCAAGUUGUGUAGUAUUUUCCCGAGCCCCUACGGGGGUGCUUAACUACGAGUCAUGUCAUGAGGGACUUAUCAUUCCACUUUUGUUUCACUUUUAAGUCCUGAACUUGGCUUCUAGUGUUUGAAACACAUCUCGGGGAGAUAUAUAAGCAUAGCAUCAAUCACAUAAAAACAUAAGUGAAACCACUGAAAUGCUUUUUUGAGUAUCAAAAAAGUCUGAUGCACUCGGCCUAAGCUUGAAAGAUGAAAUAAAGCCAAGUUGGGAUUGUUCAGUGCGGCCAUUUUGUUUUUCCGCUUUUUGUCCGUUGCCCUGCUCUACAGUGUAACGUCAUUGCGUAUUUACCGCGUUCCUAUGCCCUAAUAUGGUCAAAUAACGUACUGGUAGAAUAAUGACCUCCAUCCUUUGUCUUUAGACAUAAAUGAAUGCGAGCAAGGGGCUGAAUGCAAGCGGGAGAACUCAGAAUGUGUGAACACCGUAGGUAGCUACGACUGUGCCUGUGUCAGCGGAUAUUCCGGCGAUGGAAACCUUUGUGAAGGCAAGAAGAAUAAAAAUGAACAUAGACUUGGAGUCAAAUUUGGUCUGUAAUCAAAGCAGUGAUUCAUAAAAUCGGAUCCAUGCGAAGCAGGAGCCCGAUUUUGGAAACACGACUAUGAUCAGAUAGAAUUGAACAGCACAAAGUCCUGUAACCAAUUAAUCAAAACUUUGAGAAAUUCGAGAAACGAAAAACUCAUCGGUUAAAUAAAACAAAAACAACGCAGCUACUUUUAAUUUCAGUAAAAUUAACAGAUGGUCGCUAUGACGCGCACUCCGCUACAAUUAAAAGCAUGACACGUUCACUGUCCUAUUAGUAAUGGUUAUAGGACGAAGUGGAGUACAAUUUGAGAAGUGAUUGAAAAUUUGGCUGAGCGUGUAGCGCGAGGCUGAUAUGAUAUAACGAACACGAUUGGCAUUAACAAAUGUUUAUUUGCACCUCGAAGUUAAGCCUUUUUUUCUCUAUACAUUUCCUAAAUUUUUGACAAAGAGAAUUUUAAACUAUCAAGAGCUGCCUUUUUGCGUGGAGAAUAUUUUCUUUACUUUUAUCAUCUCAAUGUUUAAUUAAGUUUUGACACUGUUUGGAGAAAUUAGAUGCUGGUCGUUCUUGAGGGUUCAAGGGUCCAGCACAGUACACUUCAUAAUUAUGGAUUAUAUAUUCAAUUUAAAAGAAAUCUAAAUAAGCCCUUGCGUAAAUUUAAAUCGUAAUGAACAUGCUGUUCAACAGGCAAAAGUCAAACCAAGGUUUUUUUUCUUUAGAUAUUGAUGAAUGCAAGAAUGAUGUAUGCGAUAAAGAUGCAGAGUGUAAAAACAUUCAAGGAAGUUACUCAUGUACUUGCAAGAAAGGAUUCCUAGGAAAUGACUCGUCAUGUUUUGGUAAUUAAUGAAGUUUAGCGUUUAGUGUUUUCUGAUUAAAAAGACUACUUUUUGCCAAUUUAGGCGUGUACACAAAACCUCCCCCCACCUCUCUAACAACGUUGGUAACAAUAAACAGUCACCACGUCUUGGUAAAGUAUUUGAAGCGCACAAAAUUAAGCAUUGUCAAGGGGAGAGACGAGGAGCAAUUCGACACGUCAAGUGUCACAAGACUUUUGAUCUCCACUUUAGUAGGAGCUUAACUACUCGCUUAGUUUUCUUGGAAAUGUUAUUCUCGGAUGCUAAACCUGGAUCUCCAAUCAAAGCUUUUUAGUCUGGUCGUAUGAUCAAAAAGGACAAAGUAAUUUUGUCUCAUCAAAUGAUUUGAUAAUGUAAAUUGUAGUAAUUUCGGAGAAUAAUCUCCUAAAUCACUCUAAACAAGAAAUGGAAGCCUGCAGAUCUUCCCUAUAUCUAGGCAGCGGAUCGCAAUGCCAUGAAACGCUAGAACGAAAUUAAUCUUUCAAUUCGACGCACCUACGGUAUCAAUGAAGGCAUUUCAAUAUUCAGCAAAUUUAUUCUUGCGUUUUUCACUUUGCUAAGUUCCCACCAAUAUUGUAGCUUGGUUUUUCUAUUUAUAAACCAUACACAACCCACAAUUCCUCUAUUUGCAUUGACUAAGGGCUAACAAUCGAAACGUCGGCUCUAGGGUCUCUUUGCUGCUUAUAAUACACUCUAGCGACGCAGUACCGCAGUUUCUGAAGAAACUUACUCCUUUCAAACGAAGGAAAAGUAGUCUUAUUUGUGUACCGUGUUCAAAUAUCUAACUUUGCUUGAAGAUAUCGACGAAUGUAAAACUGAAAAUGUGUGUGGUGAAAAUGCGGUAUGUGUGAACAACAAAGGAUCAUUCUGGUGCAACUGUAAGAGCGGAUUCUACGGAAAUCCUCCAUCUGAAAAAUGCGAAGGUAAAAUGGUCAUUCUAUUAAGUUGAGAAUGAGAGAAAGAAAUGCGAUUCUUGAUCAGAAAAGGAAAGCUGUCAUAAUCUCAGUGAUAGAUAGAAAUUAUCCACUUAGGUGUAGGUAAAAAUCCGCCACUUUUACAAAGGUCUCAAAGGGGUGAUCCGUAAAACAGCUAAAAAAUUAGCUAAUGAUAUUUGAAAAAUUCUAACCGUUUGUCAUAACAAAAGGUAGCCCUUAAAUUUUCCCAUCGUUAAUGGGUCAUUUUUCGUCACUGUCAGCUGUAUAAAAUAACCAAACUUUUAACCCCUUUGCCGUAAAAGCCAUCACUCAAUUGAGACUCUUUCAUCGACACUGAUGUGAAUAAUUGUUUGAGUAUAUACCACACAAGAACAAAAAACAUUCGUUUAUUUCUGUCAAUAUACCGUAAAGUUAUUUCUGUCAAUAUACCGUAAAAUUAUUAAAGACGCACGGUUUUCUGUACCAAUUCUGCGAUAGGCUCUUCUGUUUUGGUAUAGUAUAAACAUAAAGCAUAUCUGUACUUUUGCUUUAAGAUGUCGAUGAAUGCGAAGUAAUAGACUGCGGUUAUGGAUUUAACUGCACCAACACUGUGGGGUUUUAUGUCUGCUCUUGUGCCGAAGGCUUCCAUCCGAGCAAGGAAAAUCAGGAAGAAUGCGAGGGUCAGUGCUGGGUUGUGAUUUCCUUUGUUGAGAUAUUGAGCGGUCUUCUGUUGAGUGUCGUAAAACCAAAACCCACGUUAUUACGACUGCCACUCAGCAGAAAGGAAAAUAUCUUGAGGAACCAAUUAGAAUUCAAAGUGAAAACAAGCAAAGCGCCUAAAGUACGGUAAAACGCACUGAUUAGUAAUAGUUUUGCUUCUGAUUGGUUGAGAGAGUGGUGCGAGUUUCUGGGCCAAUCAGAGCAAAGUAAAGCAAAAUUAGUGGAAUACUGGAUUACUUUGGACACUCAAUUGAAAAUUGCUCUACGUACCACUGAAUUGCAACUGAGUAAUCUGCUAUCAUAUGUCGAGGAUUCCCUGGAACGAAACAAAGGACUGUGAGUACACCGACUUCUCUGAAUUUCCUUCUCCUGCUGACCCACGGGCUAAACAGAGCAAGUUGAACAACUUGUGGCAAGAGAGUAACCCCCAUCCUUACUCCUCCAGCUCAAUGAAAUUGAUAUUUUUGGAAUAUCGCUGACGCUUUGAUGUCUUGGAAAACAUAAAUAAGGGAUUUCAAGUGGAUGGUUUUACAUGAUAAGCUGAAUCCUACGCCUCUUUUGAUUGUUUCUUACUUAUGAUCUAUUGGUAAACAGACGCAUAGAUGACGUUAUCAUUAAACAUUAACACAAGCUACGCCUCGUGAGUCACUGAUGUUCCUACCGCAUUUUGAUGUUACCUGUGAUCUGUUAUUGAACCGACACACGGCAGCAUGGAAUCUGUUUGAUAAAAAGAAACCUUUUAAAAUUAACUUAGCAAGGUUUACUGAUCAAUUAUUCUGCAAAAUCGAGAGAGAAAAAUUAAUUUUUAACGUUAAAUUAAUUUUUUUUUGUUAUCGUAGAUAUUAAUGAGUGUGAUACCGAUGACCCGUGCCGUGAAAACGGGGAAUGCGUAAAUGAAAUUGGAAGUUACACAUGUCACUGUGAUAACGGCUACAACUUCAACAUGAAGUACAAAGAAUGUCAAGGUAUGCAUUAUUUCAAAAUAACCCAAAAUUAUUUCACUAUUUUUAAUCACCAAUUCUUUUGAUGGACCUUAGCUUCCCUGCUUCUUUGUUCAAAGUAAAUAAUACCCUGGUGGUGGACAUAUCCUUAUGCCCCGAGUUCAUGGCAAAAGACCCUCUCCCAGUCCGACCACCUGACCUCUUUUCAAUGUGUAAUACAUACACCUUGUUUGAUGGUUUCAGAGAUUUGCAAGUUUUGUAGUAUUUCCCCGAGCCCCUAAUGGGCGCGCAAAACUACGAGUCAUGUCAUGAGGGACUUAUCAUUCCACUUUUGUUUCACUUUUAAGUCCUGACUUGGCUUCUAGUGUUUGAAACACAUCUUGGGGAGUUGGAUGAACACAGUAUCAAUCACAUUAAAACACAAAUGAAAACACUGAAAUGGUUUUUAUGAGUAUCAAAAAUUAAAAGUCUGAUGCACUCGGCCUAAGCUUGAAAGAUGAAAUAAAGCCAAGUUGGGAUUGUUCAGUGCGGCCAUUUUGUUUUUCCACCUUCCGUCCGUGCCCUGCUCUACAGUGUAAUGUCAUUGCGUAUUUACCGCGUUCCGAUGCCCUAAUAUGGUCAAAUAACGUACUGGUAGAAUAAUGACAUUCAUCCUUUGUCUUUAGACAUAAACGAAUGCGAGCAAGGGGCUAAAUGCGUGGAGAACUCAGAAUGUGUGAACACUGCAGGUAGCUACGACUGUGCCUGUGCCAGCGGAUAUUCCGGCGAUGGAAAAUACUUUUGUGAAGGCAAG
This is a messenger RNA of Pocillopora meandrina, 30129 nucleotides long. NCBI's taxonomy places the organism in Eukaryota, Metazoa, Cnidaria, Anthozoa, Scleractinia, Pocilloporidae. The record is from the annotation of a GenBank genome assembly.